This is a messenger RNA of Rosa rugosa (rugosa rose), 1612 nucleotides long. RefSeq names its product VAN3-binding protein-like. Lineage: Eukaryota; Viridiplantae; Streptophyta; Magnoliopsida; Rosales; Rosaceae. The record is from RefSeq and is a predicted model, not a curated record. Bases 302 to 1195 code for a protein of 297 amino acids. The transcript is spliced from 6 exons.
UUUGUUUCUAUUAUCUUUUAAGCAAUAUUUAAGCAUUUAUAAUGAUGUAAAGGUAAGCAAGUGUAAGUUGAUAAACAUGAAAUGUUCUUUAUUAAAAAAAAAAAAACAUGAAAUGUUCAGGUCACAUAUCUAUCAUGUAUGUUGUCCAAUUGUCUAUUAAUUACACCGCUAUUAACACAUCACAUCGACAACCUGCCAUUUUUGGUAACAGAACAUCAUUUGCUUAUGAUAUUUCAUUGAUAAGUAAACCAAAUUUCAUGCAUAACAUCUGUUUGUCUUUCUUCAUUAGUCAUGGAUAUGGAUGCAACAAGCCAUGCAUCCAGAAUUGAACUACAACAGCUAUUUCCGAAAGAAAUGGCUGUCAUGGAAGAUAGUGCCAUUCAAGAACAUGUCGAUCAAGAAGUGGCUGAAGGAGAUUAAAGAAAGGCGGAAAGAGGAACACAGGUUGCAAAGAGCUGAAGUCCAUGCAGCUAUAUCUAUGGCAGGUGUGGCAGCAGCGCUUGCUCCCAUUGCGGCUGAAAGCUCUGGAAAGAAUGAGAGCACUGCCAAGGAAGCAGCUGUGGCUUCUGCAGCUGCUCUGGUGGCAGCCCAGUGUGCAAAAGUUGCAGAAGCAAUGGGAGCAAAGAAGGAACAGAUCAGCAGUGUAAUAGGUUCAGCCAUGAGUAGUACAAGUGCAAGUGAUAUCUUAACCCUCACAGCUGCAGCUGCAACAUCAUUAAAAGGAGCAGCUACACUUAAAGCAAGAUCAGGAUGCAAGAAUAUGCUACAUGGGGGUGCACCCGUGCUGCCCAUCGAGGAGAGCCAUGAGGUUGACUUCGACUUUGAAAAGUGUAGGUCAAUGCUCGGAAUGGGUGCACACCUCAGCAUCGAAACACCAGAUGGGAAGUACAUGGUCAGAUCCGUGUCCGUCAUCCUAAGCAGUGAAGCCAAGGUUGUUCUUAAAAUAAGGAAGCUCAGUCUGUUGAAAAGCAAGCAGGAAAGUAUCAUACUGGACAUGCAUGCAGAGCUGUAUAAAGAUUCAGAGGCAGAGACUGGUACAGGUUACCUUAUCGUCUUGACAACGAGUAAGGGGACAUUCAAACUUGACAUGGAAGAUGACUAUCAACGUUACACGACAUGGGCCACAACCAUUAAUCAUAUGCUGAUGCUCUCUACUUCAUUAUCAAAAUAUCAUCUUCAGUUCUACAAAAACUAAUGUCACCAGCUAUUACUAUAAUCAAUUUGUUGCACCGAUGUGCAUAUCUGUCCUCUUUUAUGUAAUUAUCAUAAGUAAAUUCAUAAUUCCUGCUUCACAGAUUUUUUAUUGCUAUCAUAACAAGCUCAUAUGUUCCCAGAGCAGAGCUACACUAACAAAUUCAGAGAUAAUAAUAUAGGCAAAUACUUCGUGAUUAAUUCAUAUUAACCAAAUAGUAAUAAAUAAUAAUAAUAAUAAUAAUAAUAAUAAUCUUCUUCUUCUUCUUCCAGGAGAGAGUAAAUAGAGAGUGAAAAAUGGCUUACAUAUAAGCAUUCAAUUAAAUAGUCUUGAACAACUACCGAGUAAACAUUGUACCAUAUCUAUAUACCAUGUCUCUAUCACUUAAAUGAGUCCAAUACUAUCAAAAAAUAACAACUU